Molecule: messenger RNA, 1746 nt
Organism: Sparassis crispa
Lineage: Eukaryota; Fungi; Basidiomycota; Agaricomycetes; Polyporales; Sparassidaceae
Exons: 8
Coding region: 1-1746 (581 amino acids)
Biological process (GO): spermine transport; transmembrane transport
Cellular component (GO): fungal-type vacuole membrane
Molecular function (GO): spermine transmembrane transporter activity
Source: RefSeq, a predicted model, not a curated record
AUGACACAACCUCCACAGAGCGAGACCGCCACCAUCGCUGUGCCCGAGUCCGACGCUCAGUCGGUCAAGUCGGGUGAACACCCUCGCGACAGCGUUUCCGUACAUUCCGAAGACACUAUUGAUCUCCCAAAUUUCAUCCCGGCUUCGCAUGAUGCCCGUCGUGCGGAUCUGAGUUUUCCAUACGAGACCACUAAUCUCACUCGGGGUGGAUUCACUGACGAAUAUCGUACUACUUCGCGAACGGGUUAUGUCCAGGCUGAUCUUGCUCUACGUCCCAUUCCUACCCACCUAUCUGUUAUCCCUGAUGCGCUGCGCGAUCCGGAGAAAGCUGCAACUCUUCGCGACGUGAGAUUGGUGACGUGGUUGAAGAACGAUCCUGAGGAUCCACGGAACUGGUCGAAAGCCUAUCGUUGGUACCUUACUGCCGUCUGUGCAAUGUCUGUCGUUGCUGCUGCGUUCGGGAGUGCUGUCGUUACAGGCGAUUUUGAUGGACUCGAGAAAGAGUUCCAUGUAGGAGAAGUCGUCAUCGCAUUGAGCGUUUCUCUUAUGGUCUGCGGCUUUGGUCUUGGUCCUCUGGCAUGGUCGCCUCUUAGCGAAAUGCUGGGGCGUAGACCAAUCUGGGUGAUCCCGAGUAUUCUUUACGUCAUCUUCAACAUUCCAUGUGCUGUCGCAAAGAAUAUCCAAACCUUGCUCAUCUGUCGUUUCCUCUGCGGCAUCUUUGCCUCCUCACCUCUCACACUGGCAGGUGGUACAAUCUCGGACAUCUGGGACAACAAUGAGCGUGGUUUUGCGAUUGCUCUGUUCGCUGCAGCCCCGUACGGUGGACCCGUUCUUGGUCCAGUCGUCGGUGGCUUUGUGGGUGAGACUAUUGGUUGGCGGUGGUUAUUCUGGGUGAACAUGAUCUUCUGUGGUGUUACUGCAAUCUUCAUUGCGACGAUACCUGAGACGUUUGCCCCUGCUAUUCUGCACAAGCGUGCCAUACGUCUGCGUGAAGAGACAGGAGAUCCCAACAUCACCACUGAGCAAGAACUGUUCAGGGCCUCGUUCUCGGAAAUGCUCACUGAGACGCUUUUGCGCCCAUUCCAGAUGCUCGUGACGGAGCCCAUUCUUCUGCUAAUGUCCCUUUACAUAGCCCUCAUUUACGGUCUCCUUUAUGCGUUCUUCUUCAGUUUCCCUGUUGUAUUUGGACGGGGCGGAUACAACUUCGACAACGGACUAACUGGUCUCACCUUCUUAUCUGUGAUUAUCGGCCUCUUACUGGCGCUCGUCGCCAUGCCGUUCGUUGAGGCAAACUAUCGCGUGCGUGCUGAAGCGAAAGGGGGACACGCUGAUCCAGAGGAUCGACUGGUUGGCAUGCUCAUUGGUUGUUGGUUCGUGCCCGUAUCUCUGUUCAUCUUUGGAUGGACGGCUCCCCCAGUUGUGAUGCCCGGAGGUGGUAACUGGGUCGGGCCAUGUAUCUCGGGUAUUCCCUUUGGCUUUGGCAUGGUUAUCAUCUACUUCUCCGCAAACGCAUAUCUUAUCGACGCCUUCCCGGGCUACGUCGCGUCCGCGCUCGCGGCCAAGACCGUCAUUCGUUCAGGCUCUGGCGCUGCCAUGCCGUUGUUUAUCACGGCGAUGUACCACAACCUCGGCAACGGCUGGGCAGCCUCCGUCUGGGGCUUCAUCUCACUAGCAAUGAUUCCGAUCCCCUUCCUCUUCUACCGAUACGGCAAAGCCAUCCGGGCGCGCUCAAGUCGUGCAGCGUAG